AUGUACAAUUUCCAUACUAGGUCGGGUUCUGUGAAGUACAAGGACAGGCUGCAUCAGAAAGAAGAUUUGGGGCGGUUCAAUGCUGGAACUAGCAGUCUAUCAGAGGACAACGAUGAGAACUUGAUUGCACAGGUCCCGGAACCGAUAGGGGAAACGAUAGCCAGAGGUCAAGAGACACGGAACAACCAGAGUCGGAAAACCCCCCAGCUGCCUCCCAGAAAACCACCUCCUGUAGAUAUACCGGCUGGUGGUCAAUUGCAGGAGAUAAAUGAGAAGCACGACAACUCAGUUUAUUCAUCAAAGAGAUCAUCGGAAAGGGAGGAGGCGAAAUCGGAACCUUCCAUACAAGAACAAAUAGACUCAAUAAGAAGACUGAAUAAUAACUUAAAGGAGAGCCCAGUUUUACUGGACGAUGAGGACGAUUCAGAGUUGAUCUUCGCUUCCAAGAAAGUUGUGCGACAUCUUACUAAAGCGUACCUAGUUGAGAGAAACUACACAUCAGAAGAAGAGUUCAAAGUACAUCAGUUUUCACUUGGACAGAAAUUUUGGAAAUACCACAUUCUAAGCAUUGGAAAAGAUCGUUUUUAUUUGAGCAGCAUUCCGGAAAUAAAUCAUAUGUGUUGUCGAUAUUCUCCAGGGUUUUUCGUUUCCAUAUCUCGUUUCAGAGAUGAGGAUGGACUACCAGCGUACAGAAUGACAAUCAAAGGAGAAGUCGACAACUUUGGCGAUAGGCUACUUUCAAUCUCAGAGCUUCCUGUAGUGGCCGUAAUUACAAAGAGAGUGAAAACUGGAUUUGAUAUCCAAAUCACAAAAAGUUAUGCAUUAAAAGACCGUUUGGUAAGGUUUAUCGGAGAAGGUGCAAAGGUCAAUGGAGCAACGGAAUCUUUGGACAUACCAGAGCUUAACGCUUUGGAUUCAGAGGAUGUUGGGCUCAAACAAGUUUUGAACAGAUACAAGCUACAUAUGGAAGGAGGAUCGAAACAAUCAUGGAUUGUUAGUCCAAUACUCAGAAAAUCCCGCAAGAUGUCUAAUAAGUUGGGCCUUUCACAGACAGUCUACAAGAUCAAAGGAAAACGCAAUAUUUUCUUCUACAAGAAUUCCAAGAAAGGAGAUGGGAUUUUCAGUGAGGACCCCAAAGAUGUGGUAGGAUUAUUCCGACCGUCCCAAACUAAACUAAAGAAAAAGAUCAUAAAAGGAGCAGCCCAGCUGAAACAUCUGGAACGAAGCUCUUACAUUUCACCCCAAUCAUUGGGCAUACCUGAUGACCCCUCGACCAAUUCAGUUCAACGGUAUUAUCGAGCGGCAGAUGGAUACCUAGAAGAGUUCCCAAAAGAUGACUCACCCAACCACGUUAAACUUGGCUGGAUAACGAUCUACGAGAAUAACUUGUUCAAGACUGCUAACGGCCUUUGGGAGUUAUGUUUGACAAUGACUCUGACAGCAGGACUUGACAGGGUCAUCUCGGGAACUUCGUGA
Molecule: messenger RNA, 1476 nt
Organism: Komagataella phaffii GS115
Lineage: Eukaryota; Fungi; Ascomycota; Pichiomycetes; Pichiales; Pichiaceae
Exons: 1
Coding region: 1-1476 (491 amino acids)
Source: RefSeq, a predicted model, not a curated record